Arabidopsis arenosa is the source of this 2620-nucleotide messenger RNA. The record is from the annotation of a GenBank genome assembly. Lineage: Eukaryota; Viridiplantae; Streptophyta; Magnoliopsida; Brassicales; Brassicaceae.
UCACUAUCCACAAUCUCGCAAGUUACUCUCAUUCCUCAAUCCUCAUCGUACUCUCUUUACUCAGGUUUUCUCUGAAUUUAAAAGAUAGAAACAAUGUCGGAAAAGGUGGGAGCGAUGGGUGGUAACAAGGGAGGAGCGUUCGACGAUGGUGUUUUUGAUGGUGUGAAGAAAGUAAUAGUUGGAAAAGACUUCAGCAAGGUAACUUAUAUCAAGAUCGAAUACGAAAAGGACGGAAAAUUCGAAAUUCGUGAACACGGGACUAAUCGCGGAGAACUAAAAGAGUUUUCAGUGGAUUAUCCGAAUGAAUAUAUCACAGCCGUUGGUGGAAGCUACGAUACUGUUUUCGGUUAUGGAUCAGAAUUGAUCAAAUCAUUACUCUUCAAAACAUCUUAUGGAAGAACCUCUCCGAUACUUGGUCAUACGACAUUACUAGGGAAUCCAGCUGGGAAAGAAUUCAUGCUCGAGAACAAAAAUGGAGGAAAGCUUCUUGGUUUCCAUGGACGUUCUGGUGAAGCUCUUGAUGCUAUUGGACCUCACUUCUUCGCUGUGAACUCUUCUCUUAAGCACUUUAAACUGCAAGGUGGGAAUGGAGGGAGUGCUUGGGACGAUGGCGCUUUCGAUGGUGUUAGAAAAGUGCUCGUUGGACGAAAUGGUAAGUUUGUGAGUUAUGUCCGGUUUGAGUAUGCGAAAGGCGAAAGAAUGGUACCACAUGCUCAUGGGAAGAGACAAGAAGCUCCACAAGAGUUUGUGGUGGAUUAUCCUAAUGAACAUAUUACAUCGGUCGAGGGAACAAUCGAUGGUUACCUUUCGUCGCUUACAUUUAAGACAUCCAAAGGAAGAGUCUCCCCUGCUUUUGGGAAUGUGGCUGGUAAUAAAUUUGUGUUCGAAGAAACAGGUUUUAAACUUGUUGGGUUUUGUGGUCGGUCUGGUGAGGCUAUUGAUGCUCUUGGUGCACAUUUUGCCCCUCUUCCCGCUCCAACUCCAGCUCCAGCUCCCACUCCAGCUCCAGCUCCAGCUCCCGCUCCAGCUCCAGCUCCAGCUCCCGCUCCAGCUCCAGCUCCCGCCAAUAACAUUGUGACCAAGAUCUACAUUUCAUCUGGUACAGGAGGGAUUGAGCAAAUCAAGUUCAAUAAUGUCGAAAAGGGAGAGACAAAGGAAAGACCUCUUCAUGGUGUGAAGGGUAAAAAUAUCAUUUCAACGGUUGUGAUAAGCAAUCAUCCCGAUGAGUAUCUCGUUUAUGUUGAGAGUUGGUACGAUUCUUCCAAUGUCUUUCAAGGAAUUAAGUUCAAAACCGACAAGAACACUUCUGAUUUCUUUGGUUAUAAACUUUCUGAGGAUGAUGGUACACCAUUUUCUCUUCAAGUUAAGGAUAAGAAAAUCACCGGCUUUACUAGAUUCGCGGACUCGAAUCUCAAUUUUCCUGGAACUUACUUUGUACUAAACCAUUCCGCAUUGACUCCUCCAAACAAAGUGGAAGCUCAAGGAGGAAAUGGUGGGGAUACAUUCGACGAUGGUGGUUUCGAUCAUGUAAGAAAGGUUUAUGUUGGUCAAGGUGAUUCCGGUGUAGCUUAUGUCAAAUUCGAGUACGAAAAAGAUGGUAAAAGCGAGACACGAGAGCAUGGAAAAAUGACAGUAUUAGGAACAGAGGAGUUUGAAGUUGAUCCUGAUGAUUACAUCACAUCAGUUCAAGUUUCUGUCGACAAAGUCUUUGGUUAUAAAAGUGAAAUCGUCACUGCUCUUGUCUUCAAGACCUUUAAGGGUAAAACCUCACAGCCUUUUGGAAUGGUGACUGAGAAGAAAUUUGAACUUGACGGUAAGGGAGGAAAACUUGUUGGCUUCCAUGGGAAAGCUAGUGAUGUUCUUUAUGCUCUUGGCGCUUAUUUCGCUCCAUCGACAACUUCAACUACUCCAUCGGUGCCAACUUCGACUACUCCAUCGACUCCUUCUACUGCUAAGAAGCUACAAGCAAUAGGUGGUAAUGGAGGAGCUUCUUGGGAUGAUGGUGUUUUUGAUGGUGUUAGAAAGAUACUUGUAGGUCAAGGAAACGAUGGAGUAGCUUUCGUCACGUUUGAGUACAACAAAGGCUCUCAAGCAGUCCUCGGUGAUGGUCAUGGGAAACAAACAGUACUUGGAACUGAAACGUUUGAGCUUGAUUAUCCAAGUGAAUACAUCACUUCGGUGGAAGGUUACUAUGAUAAAAUCUUUGGAGUUGAAGCUGAAGUGGUGACGAGUCUAACGUUCAAGACUAACAAGAGAACGUCUCAGCCGUUUGGUUUGACAGGUGGUGAACAUUUCGAGCUGAAGGAGGAUGGUUACAAGAUCGUUGGGUUCCAUGGAAAAGCUGGUAAUGUGGUUCAUCAGAUCGGAGUCCAUGUCGUGCCCAUUUAAACCUAUUAGAGAGUUAUUAUUUAGGUUCUUUUCUCUGAUGAUUCCCUUAAAUAAGGUCCAUAGACCAUUCAUGCUUUUGGCUUUGGUGUGUGUGUGUUUCUUGGGAUUUUUUUUUUAACUUCUUCUCUGUUUUAGUGUCAAUGCUUUAUGCGAUCAUGUGAUGAUGUUCUGCCUUCAUGGUAUUGGUAUCAUUCCUGUCACUUGUCGAUUUUAAUAAAGGAUGUUUCUUUUC